Messenger RNA from Humulus lupulus (European hop), 1482 nucleotides. RefSeq lists its product as uncharacterized. The coding region runs from base 157 to 1320 and encodes 387 amino acids. Gene Ontology annotation, biological process: DNA replication, Okazaki fragment processing. Lineage: Eukaryota; Viridiplantae; Streptophyta; Magnoliopsida; Rosales; Cannabaceae. Gene Ontology annotation, molecular function: DNA binding; 5'-flap endonuclease activity. The record is from RefSeq and is a predicted model, not a curated record. The transcript is spliced from 2 exons.
CAAAUAUCCAAACAAUGCAAUAUUAUAUAAAGGAAAUUACGAUUCUGUCCAAUCGUCCUCUUCUCUUCCUUAAUCAGUCUCACUCUCAUCCGUUACCAUUAGUAAGACAUUUUUUCUCCCAUACAGCCCAAUCUAAGCCAUUGGAAUUGCGAAUCCAUGAUAGGAAGCUCGGGAAAAAUCAGUCCAAAAAUGCAUAUGAUGGAGGUUUCAUUUCCCACUCGAGUUCAAGUUAACCCGUCUUUUUCUCCAUGCCCACCUCGCUACUGGAACUCCCAUGGUAGACCCAAGACUAGAACGAAACUACUCGUGAAAAUGGAGACUUCUUCUGCUGUAGCUUCCUCCCCUUCUUCUUUUUCUGCUUCUGGGUAUUUUAAUCAAACAGUUGGUAGGCAAUUCCCAUCAAAGAGUUUGGAUAAGAUUCCCAACACAAAAAGGAAAAGGGUCUUCUUUUUGGACGUCAAUCCACUGUGCUAUGCUGGAAGUACCCCAAGUUUGCACUCUUUUGGCCAUUGGGUGUCUUUGUUCUUCAGUCAAGUCAGUUUAAACGACCCUGUUAUUGCUGUCGUUGAUGGAGAACGGGGGAGCGAACACCGCAGAAAGUUGUUACCUUCCUAUAAAGCACAUAGAUGGAAGUUUUUGAGAAAUCCUUCAAAGGGUCACGUUGGACGAUCGCAUCAAGUCAUAUCGGAUUUUCUUUCGAAAUGCAAUGUGCCAUUGGUAAGAAUAGGAGGCCAUGAGGCUGAUGAUGUUGUGGCUACUCUCGUGGACCAAGCUUUACAAAAGGGACACAGGGUGGUGAUUGCCUCUCCUGAUAAGGAUUUCAAGCAGUUGCUUUCGGAAGAUGUUCAGAUUGUUAUGCCUUUGGUGGAGCUAAAAAGGUGGUCUUUUUACACUUUGAAACAUUACAUGUCUCAGUACAACUGUGAUCCUUGCUCUGAUUUGAGCCUUAGGUGCAUGUUGGGUGAUGAGGUUGAUGGUGUUCCUGGAAUCCAACAUGUGGUUCCUGAGUUUGGGAGAAAAACUGCUCUCAAACUCUUGAAAAAGCAUGGUUCAUUGGAGAAUUUACUGAACACAGCUGCUGUGAGAACUGUGGGGAAGCAGUAUGCACAAGAUGCUCUUACAAAGUAUGCUGAUUAUUUGAGAAGGAACUAUCAAGUUCUUGCUCUUAGGAAGGAUGUUAAUGUGCAGCUUCAAGAGGAGUGGUUGGUCAAGAGGGAUAGUAAAAAUGAUUCUGCAUCUUUGUCAGGCUUCUUCAAAAUGUUGGAAGAAACUAAGAAUCUUGAUCAUCAUCAUCAUAGACAUACUCUUUCAAAUGGCUAAGCUCCAAUAGAUAAUUGCCUUGAGUUUUCCUAUAUUCAUCUUUAUAUGUUUAUUUGAUACUAUAUUGUUACUAUAUCUUUGCAUUGUUAGCAUAGUGUUUAUAUUGCAUAUUUUCAUAAAUAAAAGAAAACAGAAAAAUAGAAACAAAGGAGUGUUGUGAUA